Messenger RNA from Closterium sp. Naga37s-1, 2709 nucleotides. The record is from the annotation of a GenBank genome assembly. Lineage: Eukaryota; Viridiplantae; Streptophyta; Zygnematophyceae; Desmidiales; Closteriaceae.
AUGGACAUGGUGCUGUCGUCACGUGCCAAGCUCAAGCCAGCAGCCAAGGGCCCCGCCACAGACGGCAUCAUCACCAUGACCCCCACGUCCUUCUCCUGGGUGCCCGCCAACCCAUCAGCAGCGGCAAGACUCGACGUGCCUCUUGCUACCAUCAAGUGUGAGCCUCGUCAUGUGCCUCCUGGAUGCCACCAUCCAGUGCGCGCAUGCAUACAGAGUGGUGUGAGAGGAGCCGCUCGCCUUGUCUUGCCUCCAUUGCCCACCACACCCGUCGCCCUGCACUCCCUCUUCUGCUGCCAUUGCUCUUUCAGGCCCUCUCCUGCCCUCCUCGCACUGCCGCGCUCAUGCUGUCGACUCUCCCGUUGCUCCCUGUCCAUGCUCAAAUGUGGAGCAAGGAAACGCCGUCAGCCACCACUGCGCUACUCAAGUUCAGCCCCCAUGCCGAUCCUGCUGUGCGUGCCAUGUGCCUCUCCCCCUCACCCCCUCACUUUUUCUCUCACCUCUCAACCUCUUCAACCCCUCAACCCCUCACGCUCUCUCACCCACUCACGCCCUCACACCCCUUCAAUCACCCCUCACGCCCCUUCAAUCACCCCUCACACCCCUUCAAUCACCCCUCACACCCCUUCAAUCACCCCUCACACCCCUUCAAUCACCCCUCACUCCUGCAUUCCCUCACACCCUCACGCCUCCAUUCCGUCAGCCCCACACAACCCCUAUCUCGCCACCCCCUCACCUCCUCACCCCCUCAUCUUCCCACCCCCUUACCCGCUCAUUCUCUCAUCCCCUCACUCCCUCAUGCUCUCAUCCCUUCCUCUUAAGGCAUCCGCUUAUGCGCCCGCAUUCACUGCUGCCGCUGCAGCAGCAGCAGCAGCAGCAGCAGCAGCAGCAGCAGUUAGUGGGGUGAGCGAGGGGGCUGUGCGUGGCAUGCUGCCUGGUGUGCCGCCCGGGCUGCCUGGUGUGGUGCCUGGUGCGCUGGCAAUGGAGCUGCUGGACGCGGCAGAGCUGCAGCGGCGGCAGAAGCUGCUGCAGUCCGACGCGUGCGUGUGUGGUUGGGGUGGAGCAUGCAGGGGUGGAUGGGGGCAGUGGAUGGGAGGAGAGAGGGGAGACCUGCUUGGUUGCAAGCUCAGACGCCUGCAUCAGGAGCUGGUCAUGACGGGCGCUCUCACCGAGUCCGAGUUCUGGGCCGCCAGGAAGGUGGGUGGGCCGCCAGGAAGCACAGAGGGAGUGAGUGCGAAUCAUCCCGCUGCCUCCUUUCCGACCCUUCCUCAUGCGCCUGCCCACCCCUCGCCUCUCACUCCACCCCUCGCCUCUCACUCCACCCCUCGCCUCUCACUCCACCCCUCGCCUCUCACUCCACCCCUCGCCUCUCACUCCACCCCUCGCCUCUCACUCGUGCCCUCUCCUCUCACUCUUGCCCUCGCCUCAUCCCUCUGUCCUCCUUACGGGGUGGAGGAGGAGCGGAGGAAGCGCAAGCAGCGGGUGGGCGUGGCGAGUGCCAUGCUGGCAGACGUCAGAGGCGUCACUGAUGGCCGGAGCAACACCAUCACGUUCAACCUCACACCGCAGAUCAUCCAGCAGGUCUGCACUCCUCGCAACGCCCUCAUUGCAGUGCACACGCCCCCCAAUGUUUUGCCUCUCGUCUUCUCUCCCAGCUCACUUGCGGGCUACUUGCUGCCCUUAUUCUCAUGCGUCGGCCCCACUGUGCAUGCUGCCACGUUAAAGUGUCCACCCACAUCUAGCGUGUUGAACCACUCAUGUCGCCUGUCACUGCUUGUGCACCGUCCAUGUGCUUGCCCCACUGGCGUCUUCCCUCCCCCCCACCCCCACUCGGUGAGGCAGAUCUUCCUGGAGAAGCCAGCGGUGCACCGCGCCUUCAUGGAGCUCGUGCCAGGGCGGGUGGGUGGUGGACAGGGAGGGCGAGCAGAGAGGGAGUGGGGGAGGGAGGUUGGCUGGGGGGGAGGAAGCGGGGUGUUAGUUUCUGUGUUUGAUGGACACAUAGCCGCGAUCUGGGGCGUGCAUUACUGCGUGCAGUUCCCACUGCAUGCAAGCUAUCACAUCACAUCUCCCCCUCUCCCCCUCCUCUACUCACCCCCGACACCCCCCACCUUCCCCACCCUUCAGAUGACUGAGAAGGCCCACCCCUUCCCACUUCCCCUUCCUCACCCACACCACCCCCUCCUCCACCCCUUCCUCACCUCCCCUUCCUCACCCACACCAACCCCUCCUCCACCCCUUCCUCACCCUUCCCCAGAUGAGCGAGAAGGCCUUCUGGGGCAAGUACUACCGCGCGGAAUGACGGAGAAGGCGUUCUGGGGAAAGUACUACAGGGCGGAGUACCUCUUUCGCACGCGCAACGUGGCGGCGGCGGAGGCGGAGGCGGCGGAUGAUGACGAGCUGGCGCUCUUCGUGCGCGACGACCCUCAGCUGCAUGCCCAGGCGCGCCAAAAGCAUUCUUUCUCCAAGACAGAGGCGGCAGACGAUGACGAGCUGGCGCUCUUUGUGCGCGACGACCCUCACCUGCACGCCCAGGCGUGCCAAAAGCCUCGCCUCUUCCCUUUGCCUCUCCGCCUUGCCACCUACGUAUUCCCCUCGCACCUCCCUCUCGCGCGUGGACGGUGGGCUCCUCUCUCCUCCCCUCGCCCCCCAUCACGUGCAGCGCGUGGACCCCACACUGAAUGUGCUGGCAAACGUGUUUUGAGUCGACUCUAA